AUGAAACGGGUGCUGCUGCUCAUUUCCCUUCUUCUUGUAGGGUUAUCUUCGGCGCACCCCGAUGCGAAAUAUCCACCGCGGAAGGCAACAUUCAAAGCGGCGCGCAGUCCUCUUGCUAGGUUUAAUGAUCUCGUAGUCGAAGGUCCGAAUGCCGUACCGGUCGCCGCAACGAGCUCUCCCUUGGAAUGCUUUCAGGUUGCCGAGCCGGUAUUAACGCCGCAAGGGCCUACGUUUCGCGAUGGUGUUCAUGUGCCGACGGCGGAUUCGGCUUCGACCGGCGAAGUAGCUGGACGCACGGUAGUUUUAUUUGAACACUCUUUCGCAAAUAGCUAUGGCGCCCCCUACGUUGGCAAUUACACCCCUCCAGAUAUCGAAUUCGAUCACGUAGUCAUCAACUUCACCGUCCUAGUUAAGGGGCGGCAGUAUGAUCGAACGGGCGUCUUCUAUCUUGGAGAUACGGAGGUGUGGAGGACGUCAACUGCGGAACCGACUUCGUAUGGCAUCCGCUGGGUCUGGCUUAAGGACGUAACCCCGUUUACGUCCCUCUGGAAAGCGCCGCAGACUGUGAUCUUCGAUCUGGAGAAUAUUGUGGACGACACCUACACGGGACUACUCAACACAACUCUCUCGGCUACCUUCUUCAAGAGCCCCGUGGCGGCGCUUAGCAGCCGGGGACCCGCCGAUCUGAUCAUUCCCAUCUCUGAACGAACGGGAUCUGCGGGACAGCCGAGUCAAUUCACCUACCCGCAGCAGAAUGCGACUAACACCAUAAGCUUCCCCCAGAACGCAAACCGCGCCGUAUUCACAGUAGACGUCAAAGCUCAGGGUGAUGAAGAGUUUUGGUGGAGCAAUGUGCCGCAAAGUGCUAUUCAUACAUUUGACGCCGACUAUGGCACAUAUCCUGGUUACUCCCCUUGGCGAGAAGUCCAGGUCUUAAUCGAUGACCAGCUUGCUGGAGUUUCUUGGCCAUUCCCGGUGAUUUACACGGGUGGCGUAGUUCCUCAGCUACACCGUCCAAUCGUCGGAAUAGAAGCGUUCGAUAUCAGGGAGCAUGAAAUUGACAUCACCCCGUGGCUACCGCUCCUUUCUGAUGGGAAAGACCACACUUUCACUAUACAGAUUAUCGGUCUAGUCGACGACGGAGUAUCAAGCGCUUCCCUUGCCCCAGUCGCAGCCAGUGAGUGGUACAUCACCGGUAAGAUCUUCGUUUGGCUUGACGACGAGGGCUCUGUCACAACUGGGGAAUUGGGUUCUACGUACGCUAGCAGCCCUAGCAUUUCCUUCUCCCAAAAGGUCACACAAAACUCGACGGGCUUUAAUGAGACCCUCGAUUAUACUCUAGCGGUCACACGUACGCUAUCCAUCAGUUCCUACGUCAAGACGCAAAAUGGCGAAGGGACCGUGACGUGGACUCAGUCCCUAUCGUAUUCGAAUAAUGGCGGCGUUUCCGCAUACGGUAAUGACGCUAUCAAUACGUUUGGAAUCGCAGGUGCCGAUGCAGCCACGGGUGCAGGCCUAGAUAUCUCUUACUCUACUAGCUACAGCUAUCCGCUGUACUGCGGUAGUUCCACGACCUACCUACCAGAAGGCAACUUAACGCUUCGGGCAGAUCUAAACCAGAGCUUAACCCAUGAAGUCCGUGGCGACUCCGUCUUUCCUAGCGGCCUUGAAGCAUUCAUAGCCGCCAACGCGACUGACGCAUCGCAAUUCCGGGGCUCGGUACUGAGCACGUCGAAGAACGGGUCAGCGACGUAUUACAGACCGGCGGAUAAUAGCUACAGCUCCGGGGUUGGCCAGUCGCACCAGAUCUUCUCGUUUGAAGCGCUAAGUGACGAGGGCGACGACGGUACGUCUGAUAGUACAGUGCUAUACUAUCGAGACGUUAGCGCGUAUAAUGAUACGGUCGUUGAUAAUCAUGUCGAGUUUUUGGGUAAUACCGUAGGAUAG
This is a messenger RNA of Daldinia vernicosa, 1947 nucleotides long. Its product is annotated as peptide N-acetyl-beta-D-glucosaminyl asparaginase amidase A-domain-containing protein. The record is from RefSeq and is a predicted model, not a curated record. The transcript is spliced from 2 exons. NCBI's taxonomy places the organism in Eukaryota, Fungi, Ascomycota, Sordariomycetes, Xylariales, Hypoxylaceae. The coding region runs from base 1 to 1947 and encodes 648 amino acids.